This is a messenger RNA of Phymastichus coffea, 1204 nucleotides long. RefSeq names its product sodium/potassium-transporting ATPase subunit beta-like. The record is from RefSeq and is a predicted model, not a curated record. NCBI's taxonomy places the organism in Eukaryota, Metazoa, Arthropoda, Insecta, Hymenoptera, Eulophidae. Gene Ontology annotation, molecular function: ATPase activator activity. Bases 197 to 1177 code for a protein of 326 amino acids. Gene Ontology annotation, cellular component: sodium:potassium-exchanging ATPase complex. The transcript has 7 exons. Gene Ontology annotation, biological process: potassium ion import across plasma membrane; intracellular sodium ion homeostasis; intracellular potassium ion homeostasis.
ACGCUUCAAAACCCGUGUAAUUCAUUAUAGAACGUAAUUUCUCUCACGUACUUUUUAGUUUCGACAGCCAUGUGGAGUUAAAAAAGCAAUAAAAGCAUUUGCCCCCACCCCUUCACCAAAAAGAAAAAACAAUCGAGGAGAAUGUAGGUUAAGUUUAUCAUAUGUAAGUACGUCAAACAGCAUUUGACGUACCACGAUGUUGAUCAAGCAUGACGAAGAGUAUUACAGACAACGAAAACCCCAACCAGAUUUGGGUGUCAUCGAAAACUUCAAACGAUUCCUUUGGGAUUCCCAGAGACGAGCUUUCCUCGAUAGAACUGCUCAAGAAUGGAUGAACGUGGGAAUCUUCUACCUGUGCUUCUACGGCGUACUUUUCUCGUUCACCGCGUUUCAAAUUUGGCUGACGUACAAGAACGUAGCUUGCCGGAGCAAGCCCUACUUCGAGUUUGAUAAGCCUCAAUUAAGGAAAGCUUGGUUGGAGCCAAGUCGGCAAAAUAAGCCCAUCUUGUCGAGUUUGCAUGGACCCGGUAUCGCGUUCAAACCAAACAUCUUGACUAACGGACACUCGCCCCGUAUACUUAUCGACCGGUCGACGGAUAUGGGUAGACCGCAAAAGUACGUCGACGAAAUAGACAAGAUCCUGAAAGGGUACAAGAUCGACAGGUCAAAGUUCGCUCCGAAUUGCGACGACAGAUCCAAGGAUCCCGAGAAGCCUUGCUUCUUCGACAUCGCAACUUUGGGACAUUGUUCGCAACCGCCCUUCGGAUACGCUGAACGCGCGCCUAAGCCUUGUGUUUACUUCAAGAUAAACAAGAGAUACGGAUGGUCGCCGAUACCCUACGGGCAGGCUUCCAUACUGCCGGAAGAUAUGCCGGACUGGCUGCAGAGCAACAUACGUCGAUCCGAGCAGCUUCACGUGUGGCUGUCGUGCGAGGGUAAGAGCCCGGAAGACAAGGCGAAACUCGGCGAGAUCGAGUACCUCCCGAAGCCCGGUUUCCCCGUCAACUUCUUUCCAUUCGACGGGCAAAGGAAUUAUCUAGCGCCCGUAGUAGCUCUGAGCUUCAGCAAUUUGUCAGUUGGCGAGCAAGUGACCGUUGAAUGCAAGACUUGGGCUCGCAACAUCGACAAUGAGGAUCGUUACAAUCUAAACUUCAAAAUAAUGCUCAGCAACUCGUAGAUAUAGUCACGCGAUUGUUUACUCGGA